AAUGCUUUGGCAGCAGCGACACGAAACUUUCUCGCCAAGGAUCUUGUUGUAGCCCUGUCCGUGUCUGUUUGUUUCUUCAUGACCGCCGCGUCCGGGAGCGAGUCGCCACCACUAUGCGAGCCCAAAUUGAAGUUAUACCAUGCAAAAUCUGUGGAGACAAGUCCUCGGGGAUCCAUUACGGGGUCAUCACAUGCGAGGGGUGUAAGGGCUUCUUCAGGAGGAGUCAACAGAACAACGCCUCAUACUCCUGCCCCCGCCAGCGCAACUGCCUGAUCGACAGGACCAACCGCAACCGCUGCCAGCACUGUAGGCUGCAGAAGUGUCUCGCUCUGGGCAUGUCCCGAGAUGCUGUGAAGUUCGGCCGCAUGUCCAAGAAGCAGCGCGACUCGCUCUACGCCGAAGUGCAGAAGCACCAGCAGCGGCUGCAGGAGCAGCGUCACCAGCAGACAGGCGACGCCGAGGCGCUCGCCCGUGUCUACUCCUCUGGCCUGCCGCCCAGCGCCCUCGGCGCCCUCAGCCAUGAGCUGGGCGCCGCCUACGCCAAUGGCCACGUCAUCGACAUGCCCAAGGGCCAGGCUGACGGCGCCGGCACCGGCUACUACGGAGUGGACUCCACGCAGGCCAGCCCGGACCAGUCGGGCCUGGACAUUUCCGGCAUGAAGCAGAUCAAACAGGAGCCUGUCUACGAUCUGACACCUGUGCCCAACCUCUUCCCCUACAGCUCGUACCAGGACAGCCAGCUAGCGCCUGGGGCAGCCAUGGGGGAGCUAGACCGGAUCGCCCAGAACAUCAUCAAGUCUCACCUGGAGACAUGCCAGUACACAGUGGAAGAGCUGCAGCAGCUCGCCUGGCAGACGCACUCGUACGAGGAGGUGAAGAUGUACCAGAGCAAGUCGCGGGAGGUGCUGUGGCAGCAGUGUGCGAUCCAGAUAACCCAUGCCAUUCAGUACGUGGUGGAGUUUGCCAAGCGUAUCACCGGGUUCAUGGAACUCUGCCAGAACGACCAGAUACUGCUGCUCAAAUCAGGUUGUCUGGAAGUGGUGCUGGUGAGAAUGUGCAGGGCGUUCAACCCCCUCAACAACACGGUCCUGUUCGAGGGGAAAUACGGCGGCAUGCAGAUGUUCAGAGCCCUCGGCUGCGAUGACCUCGUCGGUGCCGUGUUCGACUUUGCCAAGAGUCUGUGCGCGCUGCAGCUGACGGAAGAAGAAAUAGCCCUGUUCUCCGCGGCCGUUCUCGUUUCCACAGAUCGUCCAUGGCUAAUGGAACCCAGGAAAGUCCAGAAGCUUCAGGAGAAAAUCUACUUCGCCCUCCAGCACAUUAUGCAGAAGAACCACAUGGAUGAGGAUGCAUUGGCUAAACUGAUUGGUCGAAUCCCCACACUGGCGGCGCUGUGCACUCUGCACACGGAGGAGCUUCAAGCCUUCCAGCAGUUACACCCUGAAACCGUCAGCGUGCUCUUUCCGCCACUUUACAAGGAGCUGUUCAACCCUGAUGCUGUCAACAUCACUCCCAAGUGA
Electrophorus electricus (electric eel) is the source of this 1517-nucleotide messenger RNA. It is a transcript of the gene rorb, whose product is annotated as RAR-related orphan receptor B. Gene Ontology annotation, molecular function: nuclear receptor activity; zinc ion binding; RNA polymerase II cis-regulatory region sequence-specific DNA binding. The record is from RefSeq and is a predicted model, not a curated record. NCBI's taxonomy places the organism in Eukaryota, Metazoa, Chordata, Actinopteri, Gymnotiformes, Gymnotidae. Gene Ontology annotation, cellular component: nucleus. Gene Ontology annotation, biological process: regulation of transcription by RNA polymerase II.